This is a messenger RNA of Phasianus colchicus (ring-necked pheasant), 1991 nucleotides long. RefSeq names its product bone morphogenetic protein 2-like. The record is from RefSeq and is a predicted model, not a curated record. Lineage: Eukaryota; Metazoa; Chordata; Aves; Galliformes; Phasianidae. Gene Ontology annotation, cellular component: extracellular region. Gene Ontology annotation, molecular function: cytokine activity; growth factor activity.
AGCCCCAGUCCUACGGGAUGUGCUGCUGCUGGCGGGCAGGGAAGGGGAAGGAAAGGAUGUGGAGGAUGUGAAGAGUUUCCUCUGCCAAUUAACUCAAGCCUGUCGUUGCCUCUUUGUGUAUUCUGGAUAAUUAAUGGCCCUUUCACCAUCAGAAUGUGGGGUUGGGGUAAAUGACAGAUGCCAGCUGGCCAUGCAGCUCUGGGUGCACUGCAUUAACAUGAACAUGACUGCCUUCACCGGCCGGUUUCGCUCUGCCGGGGAGGAGGGGGGGGAGCACAUGCAAGGGAUGGGCUCUCAUCCCAUCACACCGACCCACAGCCACGAGAGCGUGGGGACAGGAGGGGAUGCGGCCCGGUCCAGCCUGGCUGUGGUGCUCUGGUCCCAUGACUGCUGUCAUUAAAAUCCGGUCAGUUUCCUUGGGAGAGCAAAGGCAGUCGGGGCAGCCGCGCCGAGGGUCGCAGCCGGACCCGCGUCCCCCCAAAGCGCUGCUGCCAGCCCUCCCCUCCCCUCCCGUUGUGUACUGGGGCUAAUUGGUGCAGGGUGCCCAUCUUUGCACCUUGUUAGCACGGCAAUUAGCUCUCUUUACCCUCCUGAUCGCCCAUGUGCAUAUUUGACUCCAAUCCAUCUUUCCAGCGAGUUAUAAAUGCGGCGCUGGGUUUUGCAGAGGGGAGUGAAGCCGGGGCCGGGACAGCGGAGCCAUGCUGGGCGCCGUGCUGCUGCUGCUGGCCUUGGCACGGCCGGCAUCCACGGAAAGCCGCAGGGCUGAGGCUCUCAAAAAGCUGCUGGAAGUUUUUGGCAUGGAGGACCCCCCGCCCCCCCCGGCCCACGUCAAACAGCCGCCGCAGUUCAUGGUGGAUCUGUUCAACGCGGUUGCCAACGCCGACGGCGUCACCAAAAACCCCGACGUCCUGGAGGGCAACACGGUGCGCAGCUUCCUGGAUAGAACUCAAGGUGAGAAGAUGAGGUUCCUCUUUGUCCUCUCCAGCGUGGCCAAGAAUGAGAAGAUCCUGACGGCGGAGCUGCACCUCUUCCGUCUGUGGCCGAGAGCCGCCGAGGGGCCCAGGAGGCAUCACUUCUGCCAGGUCAGCGUGUACCAAAUUCUGGAUAAGACUGAGCCAGACUCCCCCAAAGGACAGAAGCUGCUGGCAAGCAGGCUGCUCUCACUGCAGGGCUCGGGCUGGGAGGUCUUUGCCAUCACGCAGGCUGUUCGGGAUUGGACCCAAGACGAGAGUAGCAACCGAGGUUUGCUGGUGACAGUCCACGGCCUGGGUGGGAGCACACUCGAAGCCCCCGCUGUACAGUUUGCAUCCAGCGGGGACCACCAUGAGAGCAAGAAGCCCAUGCUGGUCCUGUUCACAGAUGAUGGGCGCCGAGGAGCAUCCCUGCCCAUGGCCGGAGUCCCAGCCUCACAGCCUCGGGAUUUCCCUGCCAAGCUGACCGGCCCGCGCAGCACACGCUCUCUGGACCGCCUGCAGCCGUGCCAGAGGCACCCCCUGUCUGUGGACUUUGAGGAGAUCGGCUGGUCUGGGUGGAUCAUCUCCCCCCGGGGUUACAACGCCUACCACUGCAGAGGCUCCUGCCCCUUCCCCCUGGGUGAGAACAUGAGGCCGACCAACCAUGCCACCGUGCAGUCCAUCAUCAACGCCCUGAAGCUGAGCGAGGGCGUCAGCAGCCCCUGCUGCGUGCCUGACAAGCUCUACUCCAUCAACCUCCUUUACUUUGAUGACGAUGAGAACGUGGUCCUCAAGCAGUACGAUGACAUGGUGGCCGGGAGCUGCGGCUGUCACUGAUGCAGAGAUUCCCCCCCACUAUUGCAGAGCAGCUCUGCAGGGUUGGACUCGGGGCUGAUUCUGUGCGGGGCGUGCGGGUUUUCCCACCUGUAGUGGCUGUACCAUAUGUAUAUAGUGAGAGCACUAAUAUAUGACUGAAAUCAGUGUCCUGUAAAUGUCUGUACAUUGCUGCGUUUUGUAAAGUGAACUCAGAGGAACUAU